GUAAACAUCGGCGGCCAUUGCGGUACUGCACAACAGAUAGUCUGAGAUUCUGAAAACACCGAUUAUCAUGCCGUAUAAGCGGGGUGGAUUCAAAAUGUGUGUGAUCAUCGGUUGCCACCAAAAGAAGUUAUAUGACUGGAAAAAGGCGCAUUGCGAAGAACACGGCUUACUGCAUGAGGAUUACCCUUGUCUUCAGCCAUUCUCCAUGCUCUGCAUACCGAAGAAUGCGGAAAGACGCCGAGCAUGGAUUCGUGCCAUUAAUAGAAAAGACUUUGAUCCAAAGAACAAAGACCAGGUGUGUUCUAUUCGUUUUCUUGAUGGUAGACUGACGGGGUUAAAUCCUGAUCCUGUUCUUCAUCUCGGAUACAAGAUUGAAGUAAAACCUGGACGUCGAAAGUUCACUCGAGUGCCCUUUCUUCCAAUUUCAACAGAGUGCAACAAACCGUGUCCAACAAUUGAAGAUUUCCAUACAUUUUCCAACAAAGCAUGCGAAUUAGCAGGUGAUGGACACAUAGAAUCGACAAAGGUACAAAGUUCAAACCACUGUUCUCAGACAGAACCUGUAAUAUGCCAUUUUGCUGAGGAAAAAAUGUCCUUGUGUUAAAAAAACAUGUGACUCAAGUACACAGAUAGAAAAUUUUGUGACCAUUGAGCAUUGUUAUGCUAUGUUAGGACCAAAGACAAAAUGUGUUGGCAUACAACACUUUUUCCAAUUAGGUGUGGAUUUAAUUAACACUGACAUUCAAGCCAGAUUUUACACUGGUCUUACUUGUGCUGUUUUUUUCACUAGUUAAUACUUUAUCUGCGUUUAGGAAGAAAUUACCAUACAGAUUGCCUAUCCCUGGUCAGAUUUUACUGCCAAUAAUGCGUCUGCGUCUAGCUUUUAAGGACUUGGGAAACAGAUUUGGUAUUUCAUUUCAACUAUGCAGUUCAAUCGUUUCCUCCUGGAUAAAUAUUAUGCACAUUUGCGAAACUGUGUACUCUGGCUUCCACGAGAAUCUAUUCAAAGGACUAUGCCACAGUCAUUUAAGGAUGCUUUUCCAAAAACAACUUGUGUUAUUGAUUGUACCGAGAUAUUUAUUCAGCGUCCAUUUUUCCUUAAAGCCAGAGCUCAAACUUAUAGUACCUACAAGGGGCAUAACACUGCAAAGGUUCUUGUGUCCAUAGCACCUAGUGGAUAAAUUAUGUUUGUGUCACAUACUUAUGGUGGAAGAGCUAGUGAUAACUUUAUAACUAAGUAAUGUGGAUUUUUAAAUGUGUUACGGCCGGGCGAUGAUGUAAUGGCAGAUCGUGGUUUCACAAUUGGAGAGGACCUUUUUGUUCGUAGAGUUAAAGCUGACAUGAAUUAAUAAAUACGUACACCUUUCUCAUCUUAUCUGCCAUAUUUCUUUCAGGUAGCCUAAUUUACUCUUCCCGUAUAUACCCCAAAUGUGAUUGUCACACCUGAGUGAUUUUUCUAGGUGGACUCGACCAGUGCACACCUCCGAUAGAAAUAUAUAGGGAAUGAGAAACAAAUAAAAUAACAUUUUAAAACAUUAUGCUUUGCUCAAAAUUACAAAAUAUUGAUUGUUUACUAAUGCAACAUUCUGGAAGUUUAGAUAAGUUAGACAAAAAUGCAAAAAACAAAAAAAACAAAAGAAAAGAAAAAAGCUUUUCUUGCAUACUUGCAAGUGCAUGCAAGUAUUUGCAUUUUCUAAUAAAAUAAAUGCGGAUAAAUCAUUUGCCAAUUACAUACUGAUAGAAUGGAAUAGGCAAAGAGCAUAAAAUAUAUUAUUUAUAUCAAUUCUUGCAAAAUAAAGGUGCAUGCCAUAUGCAUAAUAUGCAAUGCACAAGGUAUAAUCGCCAAAAAAGUAUCAAAUACGGGCGUCUAUUCAACAGGUAUCGGAGAUGUGCACUUACCGAAAAUAUUAGAUUCUCUUUAUUCUGAUAAAUCCACGAAACAAAAUGAUAAACUCCAUUUGUAUCUCGUUAGAACUUUACAACACGUUGUCAUUCCAUUAUACAGACUGCGACACACUUCACCCGUGCCAAACAGGGUGUCUUCAAUCAGGGGAGAUGUCAGAGUCGAAUUUUUUUCCUGUAUUGAAUGCUUGUCUGGUCGAGGUUUUGCAGUUUAUAGAAAUGGGGAAUCUAAUAUCUUGUUGGAUAUAUUGCGUGCGCAAUUCAAAAUUUGUCGAUGAUCAUAAACAAACUUGGAUAUACAAAUAAGGGAAUAAUGAUCGAAAAUAUACAUCUGUGUGCAAAUGCGUGUAUUACAUUUGCAAUCCAUAAUAAACAGUUCAUUAUACACAAAGACACAUAUGAAAGUAAAUUUCUAAACGAAAAUAUAGUUUUGUUGUCUCUUUUGGAACCACAUAAUUAUUUACGGUCUCUGUAUGUCCAUAUUAAUUGAGAGAGAGAGAGAGAGAGAGAGAGAGAGAGAGAGAGAGAGAUACCGU
Messenger RNA from Ostrea edulis (European flat oyster), 2438 nucleotides. RefSeq lists its product as uncharacterized. NCBI's taxonomy places the organism in Eukaryota, Metazoa, Mollusca, Bivalvia, Ostreida, Ostreidae. The transcript is spliced from 2 exons. The record is from RefSeq and is a predicted model, not a curated record. The coding region runs from base 68 to 604 and encodes 178 amino acids.